Molecule: messenger RNA, 3809 nt
Organism: Chroicocephalus ridibundus (black-headed gull)
Lineage: Eukaryota; Metazoa; Chordata; Aves; Charadriiformes; Laridae
Gene: CDPF1
Product: cysteine rich DPF motif domain containing 1
Exons: 5
Coding region: 456-827 (123 amino acids)
Source: RefSeq, a predicted model, not a curated record
CCGACGGCGCUGUCCCUUUAAGGGCGGAGCGGCGCGGGGCCCUCAGACCGCAGCGUUCCGGGCGGGCAACUGGGAAAGCCGCCUUGGUAGCCACCCGCCUGUCGCCACGCGUGGGUGGUGGCCGCUGCGGCGCGGCCGUGAUCCCUCCCUGGAAGACGGGUGGCGGGAGCCCUCCUUAGGGCAGGACCCAGACGGGCUCGGCUGUUGCUGCAGAGGCAGAGCGCGGGGCUUCUCCAUCGCGGAGGAACACGGCGAGUAGAGGAAGCCUCGCUGCAGAGGUGGGAGAGAGAGCAGUGUCCAACCCCCCCCGCUUUGCUUGGAGCGGGAAAGGUUUCAAAUGCGCACUUCCCACCUCCAGAGUGCCAGGCUUCCUGGAGAAUAAGUUACACUGAGCAGAGGGACCCUGCCCUUCACACCCCAGAAGCAAAUGUGAGAAGAGUCUAGGUAGCUUAAAGAUGGGUGCUCCCAAAGAAGUUCGGCCUACAGGAGAGUUCACGUGUCAGCUAUGUGGCUUAACAGCUCCAUACACGUACUAUGGGCAGAAGCCACCAAACACACGCUCUAUUGUGCUUUUGGAAGAAAGCUAUGUCAUGAAGGAUCCUUUCACCCCUUACAAGGACAAGUUCCUCAUCCUUGGGUCUCAUUGCAGUUUGUGUAGCAGAUCAGUGUGCGUUGGUACAGAAUGCAGUCUGUUCUACUCCAAAAGAUUUUGCCUCCCUUGCGUGAAUGAAAACCUACAGGCCUUUCCUUUGGAAAUACAAGAAGAUAUGGAUAAAAGGAAGCCCCAACAAAAAUCCUCUUGUAAAAAAGGCGAUACAAGAACAUAAAUACCGAAGGACCGAGAGAGACAGUUCUUUGGCUGGGGUUUCUCCUCUCUCCUUUUGGAGAGUAUCAUGUUGCUCCUUUUGAAGAGGUGACCUUCAUCAGCUCACUACUACAGGACACAGUAACACAUUUCCUUACAAUUAGCUUGGCUUCAAACGUCAUCACGCAGCGAUCGCCGUGCCAGCAGUACGGCCUUAAGGUGUUGAAGAGCCAGAAAGGCGGGCAGACGAGCCUGCUGUCACCACGUCAGACGCAUGCAGUAAAAAACUAAACAGUGUAAAGCAUGGGAACCAUGUCCAAAUUUUCACAUUUGUUCUUUUCAUGUUUUGUGUUGUUCUUAACACUCUUACAGUGUUACGAAAAUCUGAGACAGAUUUAUCUGGCUUAAUUCAGUAUACAUCGAAGGAAGUUGGUAUACCCCAGUUGCUAACCUGACAGAUGCUGUCCUGAUAAGAUUAUAGUAGGCGAGGAAUUCAAAGCUUUAUGGUUAAGUCUAAAAUAAAACUGCUAUGAGAAAAUGUCACAGAUACCCGUAGAAAUAUCUAGAUUCUUCAAGAUUGUAAUCCCAAUACCAUCACAGUAUUAAGACUUCUGAAGGUAGGUGCUCUUCUAGUAAAAUACCAGUAUAAUAAAAAAAAUUAAAAUUAUACUUACAAGUCACUUGCGCUUGCAGUCACGUUCCACUCAGUCUUCCUGUCUGUUUCAAUACAGCAAUAGGAGAGGUUAAGGACCCUUAAUAUGUCUAGUUUAUGCUUUAUAAGUAAAGAUGACUUUCUUUUCACUUUCCCAUCAGUUAAUCUGGAAAUAGAAAAGUUCCGUUAAAAAGCUCAAUUCUUUCCUGAACUGGGCAGUUAAACUGCAGCUAGAAUAGGGAUUUCAGAAACAUUGUUUCAGUCAUAAAAGGGUAAAAAAUUAUUAGGGAAACAGCAUGUUUUUUAGCUCAAAAAUUAGCUUCUCAGUUAUCAGUGUUGCCUUUGUCUUAAUUACAAGGAAGAUUUAGGUGGCAUUUAUAUAAAACUACUUAGUCACACACCUUAAGGAUAUGUCUAGAAUUGCGCCCUAAUCACCCGAUCACAUUACUGACUCGAGCUUUCGUUGGUCAUUGGUUCGGAACCUGUUAAUGCCUUGGUUAACAUCUCUUUGCUCAACUCUUCCAUCCAUAUAAUUUGUCGUAUGUCAACAUUGAAACUUGAUCAUUUUAGCAGAAUGAACCAUGUGUCUGUUAAAAGAAAUCAACACGAUUUCAGUGAUUUACUUUUAGUUCUUUAGGACAUUUGAGUGCCCUAAAAAUCUUUCUUUUAUUUUUCCUGAACCUAGUAUAUUGCUGUCCUCUAUUGGGGACUGGAAUUUCUUGCAGUUACUAGAGGAGCAAUAAUAGACCUAUUACUACCCUUUUAAAGCUCUAGAUCCUUUAAGACAUAAAAUAGAUAUACAUCUUUAAUUACCAAAAAAAGAAAAAAAAGAAAGAUGCACGUUGGAAGUCAACAUUUCACAUUCCUUUCUGUAGUAACAAGAGACUAAGCUUUCAAAGAAAUUGAUAUUAAACUUAUUUAGAAUGGGUGGUAUUAAAUUUCAGUUUCAUGUUAGACACCCACACAGUUUAAAAGUUGUAACGCGUCUCCUCUGUACAAAUAACAGGCAGAUCCUGUCCUAAACCCCAGAACUGUAAGAAGAGUGAGAGAUGCUAGAAAGAGAAUCACAGCGCUUUUCCACCUUAAAAUUGUAGUCGUCAUAAACAAGCUGACAAAAAGCAGCAUCGCCAUGCGAGAUCACAUUCUGUGUUUAUACCAGCAAAUGUCUUUCUAAAACACGCUGUUUGCAACAGGUUGUGUCUUAGCUUGAAACUAAGUUUUUAAAGCCUGGUUCGCACAGUCCCUGUCGGAACGAGAAGGUGCCGUUGGGCUGCGUGAUACGCAGGCCUGUCUUGGGGCUGGGCGAUGCACCCACCCAACGCGCUGGGAAGGAUCUAAUGGCCCUGAGCUGUUUUCCCUCCUGUUCAACCUCCUCUGUGCCCUUUAAGAAAAAGGAAGUUAACUCGUUUAUUCAUAAAUUGUUAUCUUUGCCAUCAUGAGGUGAUGGAAGAAUCACUUAAAACCCUCAGAAAUGACCCUACCUUUAAGUACUCGUUAAGUUGAACCGGGGGGGGGCAAACGCAGUAUUUUGAGAGAGCGGAAUCUGUAACUAUGGGAUUUUCAAUCUGGCGCAGUACAGCUCAUUUAUUUAGCUGGAGUACAACAGAAAAAGCCAAGUGAAGGAUACCCGUGCUUCACAGUCACCUGGAUACGCACACGUCUAGGUGAAGAAAAGCAUACUUUCAGCAAGUACCACAAAGUGGUUCAGUAGCCCAGGGUCGUCCGAUGUGGUCUGUCACCUCUGGUCCGUGCUUUAGGGCAAGGCGGCUGACCUACGUGCAGUUUGGUAUUUCCUGGAAUGACAAAGGGUUAUUAUCUGUGCCCAGCUAUUAAAACUUAGGUAUUCUACAUUCUCAUAUUCCCCUUGAACGUGGGCAUUACGGUCUUUGAAUCAUAAUUUUUUGGUGUACGUGUGAUUUCACACACCAAACGCCAUCACCCGCAAACUUACCAGCCAUGAAGCCUACUCUUCAAGACACACAGAACCUCUAGUUUGGUUUCAUCGGGUUCCCCGAGUGCCGUCCGUGGCUCAAAAUCAGGCCCUCAAUGCUUCUGAGCACAGCUGAGGGAGAAAUCUGACUCUUUACCCUUUGCUGUAAUUUUUCUUCAGCACUCUCUUACCAGCUUAAUAAAUCCCCAGGUUCUUGAGGGAAACCAUUUCUCUGUGACGCGUCCUCCCAACUGAUUUAACUGAAGCCAUGCGCAUCAAAGUAUAGUAUGCUACACUUCACAUCGAAGUGCAUUCAAUGCUUGUUGAAUUCAACAAAUGUCUCGAGCUGGUCAUAAUGUCAAUGAGAAUGGGUAGACACAGCAGGACAGCGGGUCGGCAGACAAACUGAUGAAAUACAUACA